This is a messenger RNA of Merops nubicus (carmine bee-eater), 2351 nucleotides long. Its product is annotated as kinesin-like protein KIF2A. The transcript has 6 exons. Lineage: Eukaryota; Metazoa; Chordata; Aves; Coraciiformes; Meropidae. The annotation marks the transcript as partial. The record is from RefSeq and is a predicted model, not a curated record. Gene Ontology annotation, molecular function: microtubule binding; microtubule motor activity; ATP binding. Gene Ontology annotation, biological process: microtubule-based movement.
GAGUGUAUUAGAGCCUUAGGACGAAAUAAACCUCAUACACCUUUCAGAGCAAGCAAACUUACUCAGGUGCUAAGAGAUUCAUUCAUAGGAGAAAACUCCCGUACCUGUAUGAUUGCUACAAUUUCUCCAGGGAUGGCAUCCUGUGAAAACACUCUAAAUACAUUGAGAUAUGCAAAUAGGGUGAAGGAGCUGACAGUCGAUCCCAGUGCUGCAGGAGAUAUCCGUCCCGUUAUACACCAUGCUCCUAACCAGAUUGAUGACCUGGAGACACAGUGGGGUGUGGGGAGCUCUCCUCAGAGAGAUGAUCUCAAGCUGCUCUGUGAACAAAACGAAGAGGAAGUUUCUCCACAGUUGUUUACUUUCCAUGAAGCUGUGUCACAAAUGGUAGAAAUGGAAGAGCAAGUAGUAGAAGACCACAGGGCUGUCUUCCAGGAAUCUAUUAGAUGGCUGGAAGAUGAAAAAGCUCUUCUAGAGAUGACAGAAGAAGUAGACUAUGAUGUGGACUCUUACGCCACCCAACUUGAAGCAAUUCUUGAGCAAAAAAUAGAUAUUCUGACUGAACUUAGAGAUAAAGUGAAAUCUUUCCGGGCAGCUCUACAAGAGGAGGAACAGGCCAGUAAACAGAUCAACCCGAAAAGACCACGUGCCCUUUGAAACAGGCCUUUGCUGCUGCUAAAGGAAUCCGUGAACCCAUACUGCUGUAGCACACGUUUGUUACAAAACCAAGUGGCUGUAAGAACUCAACUACUUGAAAAGUGUAAAAACGUUAGAAAUGUCUGUGGAAAUGUCCUGUUUCUUAUUCACCUGAAUGACAUUUUCAGUUUUGUGUGAAAUGCUUCUAUGAUGUCUACAAAAUGCUUCUAAACCAGACAGCACAACCAUGCGGGGUUCAGAUCUGUGAAGCACUUUGUUUAAAAUAUUUCAUUUAUUCAAAUUGUGAACUUUAUGUUUGGAAAUACUUGCCAUGUUUCUAAUACUGAAGUAAAACUGUGGCCAUUGAAGUCACAGUAGUUUCCUUUUGACUCUAUUCAGUUUUGUUACGAAGACCCGCUGUGCAGUUUUCAAUUGUGUUUGCGUGCAUGCACACCUCACUAGUGGUCGUACAGAACUUCUCUUCUACAGACAGCUGUGCUUACCUCUUCCCAUUCUGUGCCUUGAUGAAGGCUACUUAACCCUAAACACCCUCUUUCUAAAGCACAGCCUUAACAAACAACAUUCCUUGUUUGUCGAUAUGAAUUACUUUUUGUGCGUGUACAUUUUUCAUGUGUUUUGAGACUUCUUUUUUGGUGGCUAGUUUCAUUUCACAGAAUGUGCCAUAUCAUUUGAGCAGGAACUGUAAGAGCUGUUAAGAGUGGACAAAAAGAUGACAUUCCAUCCUCCGUGUAAAAAUCUGGAAUCUAGAUUUAUUUGAAUACCAUAAAGAAUGGUUAUAUAAUUCUACAUUUUCUCUGUAAUAAAACCAAACCAAAACAGAACAAAAAAAACCCACAUAAAUAUGUUAGUUGAUGUAUAAUAAAGGGUUAUGUUUAAGUACUGAGGAGACUUGUAUCUUAGUAUAAUGCAGAUGCAGAGUAUGUGGUUUGGCGUGAUAGUGCUUUCAGAGUAAAGGUACCAUACAUCCUUUGCUUAUGGAUAACUGUCAAAUUAUGGGGAUACAGCUAAAUGCUUACAUAUUUGCCUUCCACAUACUGUUAAAAUUUAGCUUUUGAUGCAUGACAAACUUACAUGUACAUUAACUGUAGUUUGUAGGUAGAGUAGCUUUGUUGCUUUUAAAAAAAAAAAAAAAAAAAGUAGCUAAUACCCAUUUUCCCCUUUGUACAGUGCCAGCAGCUGAAAAGUGGGGUGAAAUAGUACCAUUUGAGGAUUUUGCACAAUACCUCUAUUAGCACCAAUAGAAAUCCCAGAAAUACCUGAACUCUUGCAAAUGGUGCUGUGUGUAUCAGCACUUUUUAGGUGGUGGCACUAAAAUUAUUUUUUGGCAAGUCAGUAUCCAAAAAAAAUUGACCUUUCAUGUAAGAACUUCUUGUCAAAUGAAGAACUGUAGACCUCUCUAGGAGUUCUCCCUGUUUCCAGGAGUUCAUAUCCAGACUUUCCCUUCGAACUGUUUAAAAAUUACUUUUGGAAUACAGGCCUGUAUAAGGGAAAUAAAGGGAAGGCAAUGACAAGAGAGUUAAAUGAGCCAGGAAUUCUUGUAGUGUUUAAUGUUUGUAUUUCUUACAGGAAGGUAGGCUAUGAGAAGCUCUUGUUGCAUCAUGAUUAAAAGUUAAAAAAAAAAAUCCUUCUGUGUGUAAACAUGAAAACUGAGGCAAUGUAGACUUUACAUAAAUGUGUUUAAUAAAUUAAACUAAUAA